AUGAUUCUCUCACGGCGCGCAGUGCUCUUCCUUGGCCUCUCCUUUUUUGUCGUGAUCCUCUUCACAGCCCGCCAUCUGUCGCAACCAUGGAGUAAAUUCCCCCAGGCUGUGGGCCUAGGAGAAUUUGUCUACCCUGUGGGUAGAAAUGGCACCAAGUCCUCCAAUGGCACCAUGGGUCAGGGGGAUAGGAUCUUGUACGCGCCUCAGCCAAACUUUGUCCCCGGGAUCCCCCACCCGCCGGGGGUGGAAUAUUCGAAGAGGCUUGUUGUCCCGCGCACAAAGACAGAGGAUGUAAGUUGGAUUGAUCAGGAGCUACCUGAUUGGGACACUGCUAUAUACGUCGCGAACGAUCCUCACGCGCCACUUCACCCACCUUCGAAUAAAGGCCAUGAAGUCAUGGUAUACCUGACCUACGUGAUCGACUACUACGAUGAUCUAUCCGAUAUCUCCGUCUUCAUACACUCGCACCAGAAUGCAUGGCACAACGAUGAAAUUUUUGACGGGGACACGGCAGAGAUGCUCCGGCGUCUGAACUUGGCCCGAGUUGCGCGAGUGGGAUACAUGAAUUUGCGUUGCGGCAUGGCCCCCGGCUGUCCGGCCUGGAUGCACCCUGGAGCCACCGUGGAAGAUGAACAAAAACAAGAAGAGUUGAUGCUAGCCCGCGCGUGGGGCGAGCUUUUCCCCGACGAUCCAGUCCCAUCAGUGCUCGCACAGCCGUGCUGUGCGCAGUUUGCUCUGUCGCGAGAUCGCAUCCGAACGAUCCCUCGGGCCCGCUUUAUUUUCUACCGCGAUUGGCUCUUGCAGACUGAUCUGAGUGACUACAUCGCAGGACGCAUUUGGGAAUACCUUUGGCAAUACGUUUUCACCGGCGAACCGGUAGUUUGUGUAGAGGAGAACAUUUGUCUAUGUGACGGCUACGGGAUUUGUUUUGGCGGACCGGACGAAUUUCAGGUCUACCGAGAUAAAGCCGAUCAGCUGAGAUAUCUCCAGCAAGACCUCAAUUCUUGGUCAUUCCUGGCGGAUGAUCUUGAUUUCAUGGAUGAGAAUGAGGGACUGGCUGAAACGAUGGAUUUGAACAUUCCACCUCUUGGUCGUGAGGGCCAAAUGCAGGAGGAAGUCAAUACGGUAGAGCAGGAAGUUGUUGAUCUCAUCAACAAUGCCCUGCGACGUGGUGAGGACCCGAAGAACCGUGCCUUUGAAGCUCGCCGUCCCUGGAAGGAAGGCGAUGGUUUCUAG
Messenger RNA from Penicillium verhagenii, 1236 nucleotides. RefSeq names its product DUF3431 domain-containing protein. The record is from RefSeq and is a predicted model, not a curated record. NCBI's taxonomy places the organism in Eukaryota, Fungi, Ascomycota, Eurotiomycetes, Eurotiales, Aspergillaceae. The transcript has a single exon. Bases 1 to 1236 code for a protein of 411 amino acids.